This is a messenger RNA of Pelobates fuscus (common spadefoot toad), 1222 nucleotides long. RefSeq lists its product as uncharacterized. The transcript is spliced from 3 exons. The record is from RefSeq and is a predicted model, not a curated record. NCBI's taxonomy places the organism in Eukaryota, Metazoa, Chordata, Amphibia, Anura, Pelobatidae. Bases 73 to 750 code for a protein of 225 amino acids.
AAAUAUCGUUACUGAGAUAAAAUCAUUAUAUGGUUGAAGAAUUAGGUAGUGAUCGCAUUAACUUCCUUCAUUAUGAAAUUUCAGGUGUGGAAGUUGCCCGUUCUCUGCCUCCUGUUCUGUUACUGGAGCUCGACAUCAACAGUGACCGGAUUUACGAAUGAACAAUUAAAAAGGGUAACGGAUUAUGUCAGCCAGACAUACGGGAUUACAAAGCAGUACGCCUACGUGAUUAAAUUUGAUAAGACUGAAUGUGAACAACUGACUGAUCAAAAUAUAAAGGAUGCUCUGAAAAAUGAAGCCAAUGAUGUUAGUAAAAAAGUUCUCAGCAAAGAAAGUGAAAUAUAUGAAGGAUCGCGGAUGGUAAUGGCUUCAUAUAAAGAACUGGGUAACAAUAAAAGAGAGCACUCAGAACAUCGACUUCUAUAUCCAGCUCCUGGGUCAACCGUAUCACCGGUAGAAAAUCUACUGAACAAAGCGCCCCCUGCUGGAUGUGCAAUAUUCUUCACUUUAAACUCACCGUGUCAAGCAUAUUGUACCAAACCCAAUGGGCCAUAUGAAAUCGUAUCAAAACUAGACCAGUUUCAUAAGGUCACUAACAAAGCAUUUGUUUACGACCUGGUAUACAACGAUAAAAUAUGUUUUGCGAAAUGCAUGAAAUCAGUUAAUGAAAAAAUGCCUGUGUAUCGCUGCGACAAAACCUGCUCUGAAUGCUUUACAAAAGGUAAAUUUAAUUUGGUUUGUUUGAAUUAAUCAUAUCAAACAUAUCAAAUUGAAUCUUCACAGGCAGAAAAAAAAUAUUUCUAAAUGAAAGUAGCACUCUAAUCACCAAAACCAGUUAGUGCAGCUCUUUGUAGUGGUAAUGGUAAUCUGAGUUUAUAGGUGCCCUCCCUCUGGUUUUUGUUAUUUGUUAAACCAGUUUAGAGCUCUCUCUGACCCCCAGACUCCUCUCUGAUAAUUCACUGAUAAUACAGAAAUUACGCUGGCACUGCCACAGACAGCACUUGUAUUAGUGAAGCCACUUUAAGACAGUUUGACUAAACCUGGGGGUAAUGCCCAUAGUCUCCUAGCAGUAAAACCAUUACAAGAUGAUGAAGUGGUUAUGGUGCUUAGAGUGUCCCUUUAAUAAUCACACAUAAUCAGCAUUAUUUACCAAUAAAAUUCAACAUAUACAUUUGUUUCAUUAUAUAUCUGUCUCCUACAUAAUAAAUAUAACAUGACGGCC